This is a messenger RNA of Drosophila sulfurigaster albostrigata, 3898 nucleotides long. Its product is annotated as BOS complex subunit NOMO3. Lineage: Eukaryota; Metazoa; Arthropoda; Insecta; Diptera; Drosophilidae. The transcript has 6 exons. Gene Ontology annotation, molecular function: carbohydrate binding. Gene Ontology annotation, cellular component: endoplasmic reticulum membrane. The record is from RefSeq and is a predicted model, not a curated record. Bases 28 to 3639 code for a protein of 1203 amino acids.
CAGCUGACGCUCAGUCGAGAAAAAAAAAUGAGGUCGACGAGGCAGUUUUCCGGCUUUUUAUUAAUAUUAAUUUUAAUUAAUAUAAUUGGCCAAAUUAGCGCGCAGGCCAAUGAAGUUAUUGGAUGCGGUGGUUUCAUUAAAAGUCAUGCCGAAAUCGACUUCUCCAAAGUUGAAAUCAAACUUUUGACGAAACAAGGCUCGCUAAAAGACAAAACUGACUGCUCCCCAUCGAAUGGUUACUAUUUUCUGCCUAUUUACGACAAGGGUGAAUAUCUGCUAAGCAUUUCACCUCCGCCGGGUUGGAGCUUUGAACCCGAGCACGUUGAGCUCAAUUUCGAUGGCAAGAAUGACGUGUGCAGUCAGGGCAAAGAUGUUAAUUUCGUUUUCAAGGGCUUUGGCAUAACUGGCAAAGUGGCUUUGGCCACUGGCAGCGGAGCACGUGAUGUUGAUGUUGAAUUAAAAUCGGAGCAGGGUGAGAUUAGACGCACGAAGACCGACAUCAAUGGUAUCUUCUUCUUCACCCCGAUUAUACCCGGUAAAUAUGUGGUACGCGCCUCGCACCCCAAAUGGCAUUUCUCCAAAUCCGAGCACAAUGUCGUCGUAGUCAGUGGCAACACGGAGCUGCCGGCGAACUCGUUGGUCGUCUCGGGCUUCGAUAUUAAUGGCAACUUCGACACAAGCACACAGAUUCCAGCUAACAUUGCGAUCGUGCUCUACCGGAAGAAGGGCCAAUCUCUGCCACCCAAAUGCAGCAGUUCCCCCUCUGCGCCCGCUAACAAACUGAACAACGAUUAUGAAAGCGCUGCGUCUUGCUAUGUGCCGCUAUCGGAAAAGGGCGAAUACAAUUUCAAGAAUGUGCCCACUGGCAAGUAUCUGCUGCAGGCCGUCAACGAAAACAAAAACUUAAAACUGCAUCUGACGCCUAAGUUCUUGGAGGUGGAAGUCGGCAAGGAUACGCUGCAGCUGAAGGAUGAGUUUAAGAUCAGCGGCUUUACGGUGUCCGGUCAAGUGCUGCGUUCCGCUGGCGGUGCUCCACUCAAGUCGGCGACUGUCAAGCUCAAUAAUGAGAAGGUGGCUGAAACCGACGCUUCUGGUAGCUACAUCUUGGAGAAUAUAAAAGCCGGCAGCUAUAAUAUCUUAAUCGAAUCCCCACAAUUGCAAUUUGAGCCUGUGCAAGUGAAGACACAAAUCUUGACACCAACUCUGCCUGUUAUUGUGCCAUCUGCCUAUGAAGUGUGCGGCAAAGUUGUGUCACCCAAAUCCUAUGAGGUGGGCAUUACAAAAGCUGGCUCCACGUUCCAUACGACGGUUACAACCAAAGCAGAAAGCGGUAGUUGGUGCGCCUAUCUGCCUGCUGGCAAAUAUAACUUUGAAGUACUUACCACCGAGGCGGACAAGAGCAGCGGUGUUCAAUUUUUCCCCGUGCAACAGCAGUCCGAAGUAGGAGACUCACCUCUUGGCGGUAUUACGUUCUCGCAGUUGCGUGCAAAGAUUCGUGGCGAGCUGCAGUGUCUGCCAGAUGCCACAGCGACUUGUACUACAGCUGAGAUUACGCUACAGGGUCUGGAUGCCACCGGGCAGCCAACUGAAAACAAAUGGAAAGCCAGGGCCCAUCGUGGAAAAUACGCCUUUAAGGAUGUGCUGCCCGGUCCCUAUGAGAUUACAAUUCCACAGGGAAAUCUGUGCUACGAAUCGACUCGCGUCUUUUUGAACGUUGCCGCUGCUGAGGAGAAUGCGCCACCUUUCAUUCACAAGGGUUACGAAGUCUCUAUCAUAUCCAGUCAUCGCGCUUUGAUGAAAUAUACCCACAUCACUGGACCCUCUGAGCCGAAAUCGCCAACUGAAACCCUCAAGAUUCUGUCCGGUGUCAACACUUUCUGUGUAUCGAAAUACGGCAGCUACGACUUUAAGCUCGAGGGCUGUCACAUCUACGACGACACGCUGCCCAGCAAAUUCAUUACACCCGAGCCGGAACAGUUGCAGACAUUGAUUGUCAAUGCCAUUGCCCACAAGACCGGAGUACGUGUGUUGUCCACAGAACCCAAUGCUGAUUCACUGAGAUUAGCAGUCGAAACAGAAGCCAAUGGCAGACAGAUCAUAACCCCAAUUGCUGAGUCGCAUAAAGUGGAUGGCAAAUACGCAUAUCGCUAUGAUACCUACUUGAAACCCGACGAAAUCAUGAACAUUGCCCCAAUAAGCGAUGUGUUGUUGUUUGCACCACAGCAUCAACAGGUGGUUGGUGGCAGUGAUUGUGUAGAUAUUGCCUUCAACUUUGUGGCAACGCGUGGUCUGAUCCUGCGGGGCAAAGUCGUGCCACCUAUCAAGGAUGCCAAGGUGACACUCAGUUUCCCCGAAAAUCCAGAGCGUGAAGCAAUCGAUACACUCACUUCGGUGACCGGGGAGUUCAAAUUUGGUCCCAUCGAUGAGUCGCUGAAGUUUGAGCUGAAGGCUGAGAAGGAAUCCUACGUAUUCAGUGAAUACAGUCGCCAGUCGAAUUCGUUUAGUGCUCACAAAUUGUGCGAGAUUGAAGUCACGGUUACAGACGAUGCCGGGCAGCCAUUAAGUGGUGUUCUGCUCUCGCUUAGCGGUGGCGAAAGCUAUCGCAAGAAUCUAGUAACCGGCGACAAUGGUGCCAUUAAUUUCCACUCGCUAUCGCCAUCGCAGUACUUCCUGCGCCCCAUGAUGAAGGAGUAUAAAUUCGAACCAAAUUCCAAGAUGAUUGACAUCAAGGAUGGCGAAACGAUUCAAGUAACACUCACCGGCAAACGCUUUGCUUACUCGAUCUUUGGCGCUAUUACCUCGCUGAAUGGUGAUCCUUUCGCUGAGGUUAAUGUGCAGGCCAUCGCCACAGAGAGCUGCCAGCAUCAGCAGGAAGAAGCGACCAGUGAACUUAAUGGACAGUAUCGCAUUCGUGGUCUGCAGCCCGGCUGCUCUUACGUGGUGCGUGUGGUGACUGACGAUGAGAAGGUGCAUCGAUCUAUACCCGCGAGUCAUACAGUCGCCGUGGGCAACGAGGAUGUGCGCAACAUCAAUCUGAUUGCCAUUAAUCCAAUUAAAAUUGUGGACAUCACUGCUCGAAUCUUUGCCUCCCACAACGAUUUCUACAAGACGCUGCGCACAGUGAUGUACAAACGUGGCUCCUCCGAUUCGCCUGUGUUCUCACAGAAGGUAGCUUCUCCACUGAAUCCGAAAUCUAGCAUCAAUCCUGGCAUUAUGGUUUAUUUCCCACGCAUUCCACUCGAUGGCAAGAGCUACGUGGUCGAGCUGCAAUCUACCCUGUCGGACAAGACGUACUCCUACAAGCUGCCCUCGUUUAGCUUUGUGGCUGACAAAGUCUCUGUCUACAUGAAGUUGGAAUUCAAUCCCGAGGUGCGCGCCACUGAAGCGGAUCUUAAUCAGAAUUCAAUUGGUGCUUUGGUGCUCAUAGCACUGGUGGCCAUUGCCUUCUUUAAACAAGAUCUGGCUGUCACAUUCCUCACUUUCGUCUGGGACAAGUUGAGUGAUAUUGUUGCAGAAAUUGCCCAGCGUCAAAAGGGCAAAACAAGUGUGAAAAAGAACGAGCCCAUCAAUCAGCGAGAGAUCGAGCAAAUGGCCGAUCAGAUCAAUGCGAUCAAAAAGGAAAAAGUCAAAAAGAUUUAGUCUGAUUUUAUUAGGGAUCAAUACUUUCCAUUUAGUCAUCGGUAUUCGGUAUUCAGUUGUGUUUUUAGUAUUUCCAUUUAAUGAGAUUUGUGAAUUUUGAGUUAAAGUUGUAGCAUUUGUUUUAAUUGCAUUUCCCCAUCCCAGACAACAAAUAAUUGUACCAAAAUAUUGUUUAAUAUAGCUGAGGCAAGUUUAUUUUGUGUGUAGAUUCAUUCAUCACUCUUAUAGCUAAAAUAAAUAAUUAAAUAAAUAAAUACAA